Molecule: messenger RNA, 2419 nt
Organism: Clupea harengus (Atlantic herring)
Lineage: Eukaryota; Metazoa; Chordata; Actinopteri; Clupeiformes; Clupeidae
Gene: armc10
Product: armadillo repeat containing 10
Cellular component (GO): mitochondrion
Molecular function (GO): protein binding
Source: RefSeq, a predicted model, not a curated record
GCUAUGUCUCUGAAGAAUUUGUGAGACUAUGUCAGCAUUCCCAUGGAAAGAUUUUGGUUGGCCUGACGGGACUCGCAGACAGCAUGGGGGAAUGAUCGGGAAUGAGUCUUGGAGAACGUUGUCAUAGAAUAUCUUCAUGUUAAUUAGACGAUUUUCAGGAUGGGAGAUGGUUUUGUCGCACCCAAAUUGGGUAAUAUGAAAGCAGUAUUGGGAAUACUUGCUGGAGCAGGUGCCUCUUAUGGGUUAUACAAACUGGUCCGCGGUAUUGGAGGAAAUGCAGAGAAGAAAAAUAGAACGAAAAAGGUAGAAAGAAGUGGUCCAGAUAACAGAGCGGCGGGAAAUGUAAUUCUGGAACCAGGGAGUUUGAUGGCCAAGGUGUCCGGAUUCAAUGUGGUUGGAGUACCCAAGAAUCCUUCUCAGGUCACCGCAGAGGCGUCAAAAGACAUCUUAACAAAGUCCCCAGGGUGUUUGGAGCCGCGGCACAUAGGGAUGCUCCUCUCCCUUCUACAGAGUAGUCCUAACGCUUCAGAGAGGUCUCAAGUACUUAUUACAUUGGGGAAUAGCGCUGCUUUCACAGUGAAUCAGGAUCUCAUCCGUGAAUUUGGAGGCCUUUAUGUUAUUGCUGGAUUCCUUACAGACACUUCAGCAGAUGUUAGACUACAGACUUUAAAUGCUUUGAAUAACCUGAGCAUGAACAUAAGAAAUCAAGAGCAGCUGAAGGUGUACAUUCCUCAGGUUUUGGAGUUGAUAGAAAUUUCACCAGUCAACUCUGAGUUGCAGCUGGCAGCCCUGAGGUUGCUAACCAAUAUGUCGGUCACAGACAAACAUCAGCACCUAAUGAGGAACUCAGUCACCCUGUUCCUGUCACUGCUUGUAGUGAGCAAUGAAGCUCUUCAGCUUCAGGUUUUAAAGGUCCUGGUGAAUAUGUCCUCCAAUCCAGAUAUGAUUGAAGAAAUUGUCCAAGCACAGGCUCCAGCUUCCUUGGUUCUUCUGUUCGAUGGCUGUACCAAUGUCUCUGUGCUCCUCCGUCUUCUGACAUUUGUCGGAAACCUCAUGGCCUGGACACCUUCCGCCCAGGUAGCACAGGCCCUGCGGUGGAGGCCGGACUCGCUAUUCUGUGUGCUGCUAGACGAUUCCUCCCAGUUGCAUUACAGACUCCCGCAGCUACUCUCUCACCCUGACGGCGAAGUCAAGGCUCAGGUGGCUAGGAUCUUCGCAUAGCCUCCCAGCUGGGCUGUUACCUCACAUAUCCUCCCAGCAGCAAUGUUCUUUUUGCUGUCACUGUUCCUAUAACAAAAUCACCCUUCUAAACGUCCUCUCUCAUCCACAGUCCUCUUGGCGUUCUGGGCCAUGUUUGCUAAGCAGCGUUAGCUCUGCAAUGUCCACACAGUGUCUUCUUCUUGUCUUCUGAGCUCCCUAUGGGCUUAUGAAAGUCCUCACUGCCAAACCUAUUUAUAGAAAAGUGAAUGUGUCAGUUGAGACAUCAGGUGUUCCCUGCCAUACACCAAAAAAAUGACCUUUGACGGUUUUGGUACAGGGAAUGGAGUUAGUUUUGUGGAGGUUUUUGUGAGACUUACAUUUCAUAUUGCCUUUGGCAUUUUAACUGCCACAGACAGUUUACAAAGGGAAUGUUUUCAGGAUUAGAUGCAUGCUUCAGCAUGGAGAGUGAGUUUCUUACUGACUGGAUUCUUCUCAUUUGUUGUGUCUAUGUUCAAGUGUUAAUGGUCUGUAAAUGCUGCACAGCAAUUGAAGCUCCUUUUUAAGCAAAAGUCGGCAGGUAGGACAGCUCCAGAGUAGCUACCCUCUGAAGUUGACAGUUGAUACACAGUUCAGGCUUAGACAUUUGUGAAGUAAAUGUUUUUACCAAAAUAAGGAAACCACCAUCAAACGCCUCAAAACUGCAACAAAUAAUUUGGUUGUCUGCUCAACCCUAUUGCCUAACUCACCCCAACGGUGGCUUCAUAAGUUAUCAAGCUAUCUUGGAAACUGGAAGAAGACAUUCCAAGUAAUCUGUUGUUCAGAACUAGUUUUACGUCAAAAUAACUUGUCCAAAGAACAAAUGCACAAUUUUUCCCCUUAACAAUAAAACACCUAAUUAUUUAAAAUAAAACACAAUUCCUAUCCAUAUUUAUUGCAAUAAAAAUAUAGUGAGAUAGAAGUAUAGGAAUAUAUAUCCUUCUAUAUAUGUUGUUCUUUCAUUUGUUGCAACUUGUUAAUAAGGAUGCCAAAUCUGAUAAACCCAAGGGCUGCCAUAACUUUUGGUAGGCCAGAGAAAUGACAUUUUGAUUUGAAAUAUUUGUGUGAAGUAAAGAAAAUAUAUUUAAAUGGUAUUAUUUAUUCUUAGUUACAGUGUUACUCAUCUGCACAUUUGAAUGCUUAAUAUUUGUUUUAAUCAAAUAAACGUACAGAUUUUACAAAA